Molecule: messenger RNA, 2910 nt
Organism: Vitis riparia (riverbank grape)
Lineage: Eukaryota; Viridiplantae; Streptophyta; Magnoliopsida; Vitales; Vitaceae
Product: pentatricopeptide repeat-containing protein At3g22690-like
Exons: 1
Coding region: 22-2055 (677 amino acids)
Biological process (GO): RNA modification
Molecular function (GO): protein binding; RNA binding
Source: RefSeq, a predicted model, not a curated record
UCCUGUAGGGACUCCACAUCUAUGAGUCUCGGAGUCCUUACUGCCCAUCUCUCUCUUAUGAAACUUUCGAAACUGAAUCAACUUUCUUCAGCCCUUAAAUCAACGUUUAAUCACAAACCCACGUUCAAACCCACAAUAACUCUAUCAAUCUUAGAGACCCACUUGCACAACUGCCACAAUCUCAAACAAUUCAACCGGAUUCUCUCUCAGAUGAUCCUCACUGGGUUCAUCUCUGAUACAUUCGCUGCCAGCCGACUCCUCAAGUUCUCAACUGAUUCACCCUUCAUUGGCCUCGAUUACUCCCUUCAAAUCUUCGACCGCAUUGAAAAUUCUAAUGGGUUCAUGUGGAAUACCAUGAUGAGAGCAUAUAUACAGAGCAACUCUGCGGAAAAGGCUCUUCUUCUAUACAAAUUAAUGGUGAAAAACAAUGUGGGUCCUGAUAAUUAUACUUACCCGCUUGUAGUUCAGGCUUGCGCUGUCAGAUUAUUGGAAUUUGGAGGGAAAGAGAUACAUGAUCAUGUUUUGAAAGUGGGGUUUGAUUCAGAUGUGUAUGUGCAGAACACAUUGAUUAAUAUGUAUGCCGUUUGUGGGAAUAUGAGAGAUGCCCGGAAGUUGUUUGAUGAAAGCCCCGUGUUGGAUUCAGUUUCAUGGAAUUCGAUAUUGGCAGGGUAUGUUCAGAAAGGGGAUGUGGAGGAGGCGAAGUUGAUAUUUGAUCAGAUGCCACAAAGGAACAUAAUUGCUUCCAAUUCAAUGAUUGUGUUGCUUGGGAAGAUGGGGCAAGUGAUGGAGGCAUGGAAGUUGUUUAAUGAAAUGGAUGAAAAAGAUAUGGUUUCUUGGAGUGCAUUGAUUUCGGGUUAUGAGCAAAAUGGGAUGUAUGAAGAGGCUCUGGUUAUGUUUAUUGAGAUGAAUGCUAAUGGAAUGAGGUUGGAUGAGGUUGUGGUGGUUAGUGUUCUUUCUGCAUGCGCUCACUUGUCCAUUGUUAAGACAGGGAAGAUGAUCCAUGGAUUAGUCAUAAGAAUGGGGAUUGAAUCUUAUGUGAACCUUCAAAAUGCUUUGAUUCAUAUGUAUUCUGGUAGCGGGGAAAUAAUGGAUGCACAAAAAUUGUUCAAUGGAAGCCACAACUUGGACCAGAUAUCUUGGAACUCCAUGAUAUCUGGGUACAUGAAAUGUGGGUCAGUCGAAAAGGCCAGGGCAUUGUUUGAUGUCAUGUCAGAGAAGGAUAUUGUGUCAUGGAGUGCAGUGAUAUCGGGUUAUGCCCAACAUGACUGUUUCUCGGAUACUUUGGCAUUGUUCCAUGAGAUGCAGCUAGGACAAAUAAGGCCUGAUGAGACAAUUUUGGUGAGCGUGAUCUCAGCUUGCACCCACUUAGCUGCCCUUGAUCAAGGCAAGUGGGUUCAUGCUUAUAUACGGAAGAAUGGCCUAAAGGUUAAUGUUAUUCUUGGUACGACCCUACUAGACAUGUACAUGAAAUGUGGAUGUGUUGAAAAUGCAUUGGAGGUCUUUAAUGGAAUGGAGGAAAAAGGGGUUUCUUCUUGGAAUGCUCUAAUUAUUGGGUUGGCUGUGAAUGGGUUGGUAGAAAGGUCACUAGAUAUGUUCUCAGAAAUGAAGAACGAUGGUGUAAUUCCCAAUGAGAUAACCUUUAUGGGAGUUCUCGGGGCCUGUAGGCAUAUGGGCUUAGUAGAUGAAGGGCGCUGCCACUUUGCUUCAAUGAUUGAAAAACAUGGGAUAGAACCCAAUGUUAAGCAUUAUGGAUGUAUGGUUGAUCUUCUUGGGCGUGCAGGUUUGCUCAACGAGGCAGAGAAACUCAUUGAGAGUAUGCCUAUGGCACCGGAUGUUGCUACCUGGGGGGCAUUGCUUGGGGCUUGUAAAAAGCAUGGUGAUACUGAAAUGGGAGAGAGGGUUGGAAGGAAGCUUAUUGAGCUUCAGCCUGACCAUGAUGGUUUCCAUGUAUUGUUAUCCAAUAUAUUUGCUUCAAAGGGUGAUUGGGAAGAUGUUCUAGAGGUCAGAGGGAUGAUGAAGCAACAGGGAGUGGUGAAAACCCUGGAUGCAGCUUGAUUGAAGCCAAUGGAGUUGUUCAUGAAUUCCUGGCAGGAGAUAAGACACACCCAUGGAUAAAUAAGGUUGAGGGAAUGUUGAAUGAAAUGGCUAAAAGAUUGAAGAUGGAAGGCUAUGCUCCAGACACAAAUGAGGUUUCCUUUGACAUUGAUGAAGAAGAAAAGGAAACUGCUCUGUUUAGACAUAGUGAGAAGCUAGCAAUUGCCUUUGGGCUACUGACUAUUAGUCCACCAACACCAAUAAGGAUAAUGAAGAAUUUGCGAAUAUGUAAUGAUUGUCACACUGCAGCAAAGCUUAUCUCCAAAGCUUAUGCCCGCGAAAUUGUGGUGAGGGAUCGGCAUCGCUUUCACCACUUCAAGGAAGGGGCUUGUUCUUGCAUGGAUUAUUGGUAGCAGAUAUUGAUACAAAGCAAACUGGUAUUGACAAUGCUCCUGUUGUUGAAGAUGAGCAUCAUUUAUUACUCCAGAUGAAGUAUACCAACACCCUGCCAAGCAGCAAUUUGCCACUGCCUUCUUGGAUAUCACUCUUUAGUUCCAAAGUGAUAUUUGGGUAAAAAAAGAAGAAAUUGUGAAUAUCUAUUGAAUGACAUGCAGAUCGGAAUAUAUUAGAGCUUUGAGAGUGAGGUUGUAUUGAUGACAGCCACUGCUUUCACCUUUGAAGUAGAGGUCUUGUUGAUGAUGUAAUUAUUGAUAGCAGAUUUUGACCAAAUGAUAACUUACGACAUGGGACAUUAUUUUGUUGCCAGCUUGAAGGUUUAAGAGCAGAUCAACAAGCUCUAACAUUUCUUUCUCUCCUCCAUAUUGGGAGUUCAGGAUUUGAUCAAGGAAGAUGGAAUAUCUUACAAGCAAAAGAAAA